Molecule: messenger RNA, 889 nt
Organism: Loa loa (African eye worm)
Lineage: Eukaryota; Metazoa; Nematoda; Chromadorea; Rhabditida; Onchocercidae
Product: ULK protein kinase
Exons: 3
Coding region: 77-889 (270 amino acids)
Biological process (GO): axon extension; positive regulation of autophagy; autophagy
Cellular component (GO): autophagosome; cytoplasm
Molecular function (GO): protein serine/threonine kinase activity; ATP binding
Source: RefSeq, a predicted model, not a curated record
UAUCGGAAAUGGUUCAUUUGGCUUUGUUUAUCGUGGUAUAGAAAGUAAUACUGGUAAAUCGGUAGCAAUUAAAAAGAUGCCUAAAGUAAGCAUAAAAUCGGAUGAAUUAAAAGUAAUGGAAGCAGUAAAAAGUGAUUAUUUGGUUAGCCUCAUUGAUCAUUGUAUGAUAAGCGAGGAAGAUAAUAUGUAUAUUAUUAUGGAAUUAUGUGAUAUUGAUUUAGAUCAUCAUCUUAAAUAUCAUACUGUUAAUGGUACAUUAUCAUUACAUAAUUUAAGACGAUUAAUAGACAAUGUUAUUCGUGGAUACAAUGAACUUUAUCAAUGUUGCAUCGUACAUCGUGAUAUUAAACCACAAAAUAUCUUAAUCAAAUACAAGGAGCAAAAUUUAAUUGAAAUAGCAAAAAUUUCCGAUUUUGGAAUAUCACGAAUUCUUAAUGAUGACGGGCAAAAAUCAUUAUCAAAUGUUGCUGGUACAUUAUAUUAUAUGGCACCUGAAGUAGGUGCAAAUAUUUUACGAACAUAUGAGUAUGGUCAUGAAGUUGAUGUAUGGAGUCUUGGAUGUGUCUUUUAUCAAUGUAUCAUGGGAAAGGUUCCAUUUGAUGAACAAGAAUUAUGCCGAAUGUUUUUAUUCGUUGCUUGUGAUAACUAUGAUGCAUAUGAUAAACCAGAAUUAUCUUUUGAUAUUGAUCAAAAUAUUGCUAGGAUGAUUAAUUCGCAAUUAGAAAUUCAUAGUACUAAACGUACAACACCGCAUCAAUUGUAUAAUGAAAUAUGCAAAUGGGAUGAUGAUGAUAAUGAUACACGAUAUGAUAAUAAUUACUUAUAUGUGGAUGAUAAUUUAAGUUAUCAGAGUAAUUAUAGUAUCAUAGAAUUUGAUGUAAUUUAUUAG